GGCACGAGGCAAGAUGGCGGCCAUGUGUGUGAGCGCGCAAUGGCUGCCCCUGCAGAGUAGGAGGAGGCGGUGGUGAGGGGAGGAGUAACGCGAGCUUUGUUCCCCUCGCAGCCCGGGCGGGGAGGAGGCCGUCGCCGCUGCAGCAUAUCGCGCCUUUAGCUGCGGCGGGUGUUCGCCUUGUUUCCACCCGUUUCUUAGUGUGUGACCGGGGGUUUGGGAACUGGGACCCCCCGGCCGGGCCAUGAAGAGCCCGGGGCCCCCGGAGCCGUGACGCGUGUCCCGCCGCCGCCUCCCUCCGGAGCCCCUUGUAUGGCGGAUAUGGCCCCGGCCCUGACCGAAGCCGCCACCGAAGCUCACCACAGGCUGAAGCUGGCCGCAUCGUCUCCCGCUUCGACGCCCUCCGUCACCCAGCCCGAGCCGCUGCUGCCCGUGUGGAAACCGCCCGAGCUGAACGGGGUGCGGCCGGGUGCACGGCGGAGGCCGCCAAACUCAGGGACUCCCCUCCUGCUGCUGCGGCGAAGCAGCCUCAACGUAGGCCGGGAGAGCCCGAUCGAGGGGCUGGUGCGCAGAGCAGGGCCGAACGGGGAGCCCUCACCCUGGGAGGGGAAGGAGCAGCGCGCGAUGGAGGCCCCUGGGCCGCAUGGUGGAGAGGAGCCCCCGGUUUCGCUGUGUGUACCGGAGGAUCCCCCGUUUUGCCCGAAGGAGGAGACCCCUGCACCGGAGUGCUUGCAGGAGGGGCCCCAAGCCCCGGUGUGUCUGCAAGAGGAACCCCUGUGCCCGCUGAGGACGGCCCGCAUGUGCAGCCGGCAGCAGGAUCUGGGAGCCCGUGCCAGGAAGCUGUGUCGGCGGCUCCAGGUGAUCCAGGCCAAGCAGGUAGAGAGGCAUGUCCGGCAGCAGCUGUCGGGACUGGCGGAGCUGCUCUCGGACAGAGGGGCGACUGGCCUGUCCGGGUCUUCCCAGUUAGAACUGGAGCGGCUGGCGGAGAGUUCCACGGCCAGGCUGCGGGCGGCGCAAGGAGGCUUCGACUCGGACGCCACGGAGAGCAGCUCGGGAGGCGAGAGUGACUGCGAGGAUCCGGCCGUCCGGCCUGCGGGAGAGCAGCGCCUGGCUGCGGGGUGUAAGCAGCGUGCGGACUGGAGGUGGACGGUGGAGAGGGCGGCCAUCAUCUGCCGCUGGACCUGGUUACAGGCGCAGGUGUCUGACCUCGAGUUCCGGAUACGGCAGCAGACUGAGAUCUACAAACAGAUCCGGUGUACCAAGGGUGGUGUUGUUCUCGGGGAUGGUGCCCAGUCUGAGGACGGAUCGAAUCGGCCCGCAGGAGGUGUGAGAAGCGGCCGCCUGCCUCCCUCGUGUUCCCUGUCUGCUGGACGAGUCGCUUCCGGGGAAGGUCCGGGUGCCGAGGCGGUCAGCCCUGACAAACAGUGUUCCCGCCUCACCCAAUCUGUUGGAAAUGUUUCGUGUCAAAAUCCCCCCGCUACACCGGCGUCUGAAUCCCACGGAUCCCAAAAACCAUCUCGCCAAGUCAACGGACUCGUCAAUUGCGUGCGCUCCGGCCCGGCGUGUAACGGCUCCGCGGGGGAUUUGGAUCCGGACGAGGCGUUGGGCAAGAAACGUCGCGCCGCCGGCCUUCCCGCCUCAGCACUUACAGAGUCCGGCUGCGUGGCUGCGAGAACGCGACCUCUCCGCGGGUACAAGAAGCGGCGGCUCGUCCGAUCCAGCGCGGUGUCGUCCCUGAGCCGGAAGCCGCAGAAGCUGCUGUCUGUGAGGUGCGGCUGCGAGGCCCCCGCCGCGUGCAUUUUGUGCGGCUGUAAAACCCACGCGAAAGAUGCGGACCCCGGCUGUAUGACGCCGAGAGAGCAGAUGGCGCUGACGGACCCCGCUUUCCACCCCAUCCUUUCCUUCCCUCACGACACAUCCCUUAACUUGCACUUUGAAGCUUUGCUGAAAGAUGAUCGGCGAGUCCGGCUCGGCCCCGGGCUCAGGGCUCUGAAGCUCUCCCAGCUUAACAAGAAGCCGCUGGACAGAGGGAAGAGAGAACCGCAGAGCCCCGCGGCGGACCCUGCAGCCGCAGGUUAUUCGCACGCGGGACUCGACCAGGAGAAGCUGUGUCUGUAUCGCCUGGAGACGUGGCAGCGGAGCGCCGAUAGAGUCCGGUCCCAGCUCAGGAGAUCCGCUCCGUUUUCCGCCUCCCAAGGGUCCCUGUUGAAAGAGGAGCGGCCGCACAAAGCGUUCUCCAGCCAUGUAUCCACCACCCCUUCCAGAGCGAGCUCCAUGUGCCACCCGCUGUCCUCUCUCCCCGACACCUCUCCUGCCUCAUCUGCCGGCUCGGCGAACAUUAAAAGGAAAAGAGCGGAGAAUUCGUACGACAUCAAUAACAUCGUCAUCCCCAUGUCCAUGGCGGCAGCCGCUCGGGUGGAGAAGCUGCAGUACAAGGAGAUCCUGACUCCGAGCUGGCGGGUCCUGGACUCUGCGGAGAGAGACGCGUUCCUGGAGGCCGAUCCGCAGCUGGAAGAUCUGUCUGACGAGACCUAUCUGAAUCGGCACAACGCGCAUGAGGAGCAGGAACGAUCUCGCUGGGAUUCCUGGGCUUCGAUGUACCCCCAGAGACGCGGCAGCAGAUCUUCCAACAGGUCAGACGGCCGCUGGACCCCGCAGCCCCCUUCCCACAGCCAGGGGUCCCUUCAGCCAGCAUCUCCGGAUGUCGGAUUCCAGAGCCUUAACGAUGUCCCGCUUACCCUGACAUCCACUGCACCCGACAGCCCAGAGCCUUACAGCACAGUCCCGUGCCUCUCCUUCCGGAACAGGACCAGAGUGUUCUCCUGGAGCGAAGAGACGCGGUCCUCCACCCCGGAGCUUCCCGAUGAAGAAGAGCAGGCCGUUCUGCCGUGGGAGCGCCGAGCGUUUCCCCUCUCAGACAGAGACUUGCGAGCGCUGCAGGAAUUGCCUGACACCCCCACCAGAGGCAGAAGCAAGCAGCCCCCGGACGUCACGUGGCCCCCGCCGGACCAGCCCGGUCCACGAACUGAAAACACAGACUUUGGCGCGGCAACAGAGAACCUCGGCCCCCCUUCCAAAGACCCCCCUCUCCCCAACAGCAUUUCGGUGGUUCGUUUCCGCGCCAACAGCGGCGAGAAAAUCGCGAGCUUGGAGUACUUCCCAGCCAGGCCGGUCACCAAGAGAUGAGACGCCAUCUUCACUCGACGUGACGCAGAACAGACCGCAUACUUUAUUCCGGUAUCAGGCACUUGGCUGGCGCGGCGGCCCCCGUCGGGGCACUAGGGCGCACCAUAAGUUAGGGGUCCAGGGCUCAGCAGCUGCCCGCUGAAGAGGAAGGCCUGAGAUGGAGUGAAGCUCAGAGCUAACGGCCACUCGCCGAGCCCGACACGCUCGGCUAGGCCGUGGGGCGAGCGCCGGGUGGUGGAGGACUCCUUCGGAGCGCCGUGCGCGCAGGAUAGGUAUACGGGGCAGGAGAGAGAAGAGAAAAUCUAUAGAGAAUUCUAAGUAAAAGAUAUUAUAAACUGUCAAAUUCCAGGGAUGGAGGAUUAAAAAGAAAUCUAUGAAUCAGGUUAUAAACUCCCCGGCGCUGCGUCCGGAAUGCCGUUAAUCACCGACGGUUCUCCGCGGAUCGUCCGAGGCUCACGCGGAAUGACGUCUAUCCUACGAGCCGAAACCUGCAGCCGGGUUAUUCCUCCCCGAGCAGAAAUCUGUAAUUAUUGAAUACACGGGCGAGCGGCUCGUGUCUGGCGAUAGCCUGAUGUAUAUACAUUUCUUAAAUUAGAAUAAAGUAAUAAAUUCUGAAUCCUGUUAGACAAUC
Messenger RNA from Spea bombifrons (plains spadefoot toad), 3814 nucleotides. RefSeq names its product KAT8 regulatory NSL complex subunit 1-like. NCBI's taxonomy places the organism in Eukaryota, Metazoa, Chordata, Amphibia, Anura, Pelobatidae. Gene Ontology annotation, molecular function: histone acetyltransferase binding. The transcript is spliced from 14 exons. The record is from RefSeq and is a predicted model, not a curated record. Gene Ontology annotation, cellular component: NSL complex. The coding region runs from base 310 to 3183 and encodes 957 amino acids.